This is a messenger RNA of Cercospora beticola, 2673 nucleotides long. RefSeq lists its product as uncharacterized. Gene Ontology annotation, molecular function: dipeptidyl-peptidase activity; serine-type peptidase activity. Lineage: Eukaryota; Fungi; Ascomycota; Dothideomycetes; Mycosphaerellales; Mycosphaerellaceae. The record is from RefSeq and is a predicted model, not a curated record. Gene Ontology annotation, biological process: proteolysis. Gene Ontology annotation, cellular component: plasma membrane.
AUGGCAUUGACAAAGCUCCUGUCGUUCGGCGCGCUGCUCUCACUCACAGCUGCCAUCGAUCCACCCCGACAGCCGAGACAACCGCUAGGAAACGGCGAGAGACGGCUUACCUACAACGAGACCACGCCGACCGCCCUCAAUCGCGCGACCUCGCAAACCGUGAGCUGGAUUUCAGGCGAGCAGGAUGGCUCAUUCGUCACUGUUGCGAAUGGCUCGCUCGUCCUUGAGAACAUCGUAACAGGCAACUCCAGCGUGUUUGUCGCAGCAGAUCGUGUGCCUGAGGACUAUCACGAGUACUGGAUCAGUCCAGAUCAAGAGCGCGUAUUAUGGGCAGUGAACUACACGAAGCAAUACAGAUACUCGUACUUCGCCGAUUAUCUCGUACAGGACGUGGCCAGUGGAGAGACAACACCACUUGUUGCAGACCAAGUGGGGGACAUCAUCUAUGCAGAGUUCGCGCCAACUGGCAGUGCCAUUGCAUUCGUGCGUGGCAACGACCUCUACAUUCAUGACAACGGCGAGGUCAGCAGGAUCACAGAGAAUGGUGGUCCAGAUCAAUUCAAUGGUAUCCCAGACUGGGUGUACGAGGAAGAGAUAUUUGGAGCACGCAAGACAUUCUGGUUCUCGCCAGAUAGUGCCUUCGUUGCGUUCUUGAGCUUCAACGAGACUGGAGUGGGGACUUUCACAAUUCCCUACUACAUGGACAAUCAAGAUGUGGCUCCUCCGUACCCACGAGAGCUGGAUCUCAGAUAUCCCAAGGUCGGCACAACGAAUCCCACUGUGCAGUUCAACAUUCUCGAUGUGGCCACCAAGGAGUACUCCGAAGUGCCAAUUACUGCUUUCUCAGCUAACGACACUGUCGUUGGCGAAGUUGCCUGGAUCACUGAUGAGCAUUCCGCAGUCGUCUACCGAGCUUUCAAUCGCGUGCAAGACCAAGACAAACACGUCGUGGUCGACCCCGUGGCGAAGACAUCUGAAGUCGUUCGAGAGCGAGAUGGCACAGACGGCUGGUUGGACAACAGCCAGGCCAUUCAGUACAUUGGCUCAAUCAGCGGAGGCAACAGCACUGGCACUUACAGCAACUCCAGCAGCGAUUCGUACUACAUCGAUCUGUCCGAUGAGAGCGGCUGGAUGCACAUCUAUCUGCAUUCGACGUCUGGCGGCGAGCCUGUGCAAUUGACUUCUGGCGAGUGGGAAGUUGUUGCGAUCCUCAAGGUUGACACUGCUCGGAAUCUGAUUUACUAUACUUCUACCGAGCACCACAGCACUGAACGCCACGUUUACUCGAUCAACUAUGCUACUCGGGAGAAGAAGGCUAUCGUUGAUGACACUGUGGACGCAUACUGGUCUGCAUCGUUCUCGAGCGGCGGCGACUACUAUAUCCUCUCCUACCAAGGCCCAGACGUCCCAUACCAAGAGGUCUACGCCACGAACACCUCCGAACCACUUUCCACCCUCGUCAGCAACGAAGCUCUAGUCCGCAACAUCUCUCAACUUCACCUCCCAAACAUCACCUACUUCGAACUCUCCCACCCCGAAGGCUUCACCCUCAACGUCAUGCAACGCCUCCCACCCAACUUCGACCCAAGCAAGAAAUACCCAGUCCUCUUCACCCCCUACGGCGGCCCUGGUGCCCAAGAAGUCUCCAAGCGCUUCCAAACUCUCGCCUGGCGCGCUUACAUUUCUUCGGACCCAGAACUGGAAUACAUCACCUACACAAUCGACAACCGCGGAACAGGCUACAAAGGUCGAGCUUUCCGUAGCACAGUCACUAACCACCUCGGACGUCUUGAACCUCAGGAUCAGAUCUGGGCAGCUCAGCAGUUGAUCGCUCAAAAUUCGUUCAUUGAUGCGGAACGUAUCGGAAUGUUUGGGUGGUCGUUUGGUGGGUAUUUGACAGCCAAGGUCCUCGAGGCCGAUUCCGAUGUCUUCUCUUUCGGCUUGAUCGUUGCGCCUGUCAGUGAUUGGCGAUUCUACGAUUCGAUGUACACGGAACGGUAUAUGAAGACCUAUGAGCAGAAUCCGGCUGGGUACAAUGAGACUGCAGUCAGGAAGGCCGAUGGAUUCAAAAAUGCUCGGGGAGGGUUUGGAUUACUUCAUGGAUUGGGUGACGACAAUGUACAUUAUCAAAACGCCGCAGCUCUCGUCGACCUCCUCGUCAGCGAAGGUGUCAGCCCAGAGAAAUUCCAAAUGAUGGCCUUCACAGACAGCGAUCACAGUAUCGUGUACAACGGAGCGAAUGCUUGGCUGUACAAGUAUCUGACUAAGAGGCUAUGGGAUGAGAAGCAGAGGAAGACGGAUCUGGUCGAGCAGACUCAUCAGUGGCUGAAGAAGAGGAGCCUUGUGGGAGAGCAGUAGCGACCAUAUUGACAGCUUCCCAAGGAUAUAGGUAUAUCCAGUAGAGAACGAUCACAGCGUUUUGAGGAAGAUCGCAAUACUGACGUUUGAGCAUAUUUCUCGGCAUUUCUUGGCAUCUAACUUCAUCGUGAGUGGGCAAUCUCUCUGUCCACAGCUACCGCCUCGCAACAACGUCGAUCUGAUGCUGUGCAAGUUACCGGAGAUACUGCUCUCAUUUUGUCUACGAGAUUGCAUGUUCUGAUCCUCAAGCAAGCGUGAUCUUCGAGGCCUCAUCCAUUUCAUUCCAGAACGCUACCCCUAACCCGGCCGCCCGUC